Molecule: messenger RNA, 3864 nt
Organism: Bufo gargarizans (Asiatic toad)
Lineage: Eukaryota; Metazoa; Chordata; Amphibia; Anura; Bufonidae
Gene: DEAF1
Product: DEAF1 transcription factor
Exons: 12
Coding region: 55-1734 (559 amino acids)
Biological process (GO): regulation of transcription by RNA polymerase II
Cellular component (GO): nucleus
Molecular function (GO): DNA binding; DNA-binding transcription factor activity, RNA polymerase II-specific
Source: RefSeq, a predicted model, not a curated record
UAACAUUCUCGUCAUGGAAUCGCAGGGCUUCUUUGUUUCAGGCAUGCGCAGUAAAUGUCACGUUCGGGCGCCUUCCUUCGUCGCGGUAGCCAUUUUCGGUGUGAAUCGGAUUUACUCGGUGGUUUCCGUGAGCGGGGGCUGAAUCCCAUCCGGAGUGCUCGGGAGUUUCCGGAGACCAUCGGGUCUUUUCGUUGUAUACAUUUUACUUCGCGUUCCGGAAAGGGUGUUCGGGUGUUACCGAGGUCUAAGUUUCGUGUCUUUCCGGAAUUGGGUUCGGUUGUUUCCGGAUGCAUGGAUGAAACUCAAGCCUCCCGACUUGGUUUAUCAGAAGCAGCGGCGGCAGUGGCUGCUGUAGCGGCGGCUGUACGAGAUGGACCGGAGGUAACUUCGGUCACUGUCAUGACUGGGCCUGAUGGUAGAAAUGCAACGGGGAAUGGGUAUACAGAAGUCACAGUGUCCAGCGUUGGCGCCCCGGGAGAGAACGUUUUCACCACUUCGGUGGCGAGUACAGCCUCCCUGUCAGAUCAUGUGCUUGCGGAGAGGGCUUCCCUUCAGAUUGGAGAUAGCCUGAGCACAGAGAAAGCUACGCUGAUUGUGGUACACACUGAUGGCAGCAUCAUGGACGCCCAGAACAUUAAAGUGCCAGCAGCCUCCAUGACACCAGGCUCAGACAGGUCUUCCACCUCGCCGUCCCCAGGACCAGAGAAAGAUGGCACGAAAUACAACUGGGAUCCAUCGGUAUAUGACAAUGAAUUACCUGUGAGGUGUCGUAAUAUCAGUGGCAUCCUGUACAAGAACCGUUUAGGAUCAGGGGGUCGAGGACGCUGCGUGAAGCAUGCUGAUGGGUGGUACACCCCUACUGAGUUUGAAGCCAUUGCAGGCAGAGCAAGCAGCAAAGACUGGAAGAGAAGUAUCCGUUAUGCAGGAAGACCCCUGCAGUGUCUUAUCCAGGAUGGCCUGCUUACCCCUCAUGCUGCCUCCUGUACCUGUGCGGCCUGCUGUGAUGACCUCAGCCUGAGCGGCCCCGUCCGUCUUUUUAUUCCUUACAAGCGUCGGAAAAAGGAAGGAGAGAUGUCGUCCGUCUCAGUCAAAAAAGACCAAACUAAGAACAUCAGCCUCCUUCCUGCAACAGCAGAAGCCACUUUUACUGUGUCCUCAUCCGGACAGAUCACAGCCACAGACUCGUUGGCCUUUGAAAGAGAAGCCGCUGCUGAAGCGACUACCAUCCUGACGGAUAGCCCUACGCAGGGAGAUGUCUACACCGGAGCAGCAGUGUUGUCCUCACUUCCAGCGCUGGCACUAGCACCCAGUAUUCCCACAAAAGAGGCCUCAUCUGGAGUGGUAAAUGGGUUGGAGGUAUCAGAGCAACAGAGACCUUGGCUGUAUUUGGAAGAGAUGGUGAAUUCUUUGCUCAGUACUGCACAGCAGCUGAAAGCCUACGUGGAGCAGGCCAAAAACGAGGCAGCAGCCGCCGCUGAGAGGAAGGAGUUCCCCAGUCAUCUCUUCCAGCAGACAGAGGACAUGGAUGGCAAACACGAAAUUUUACUUCGGCAAUCCUGCGUUAAUUGCGGCAGAGAAGCUCUUAACGAAUGCACUGGCUGCCACAAAGUCAAUUACUGCUCCAUCUUCUGCCAGCGUAAGGACUGGAAGGAUCACCAGCACCUUUGUGGCCAGACAUCCACCCUGUCAGUCCAUGCCGAUGAUGUUCACGUUACAGAGAAGGAGCCAGUCUGAUCUUCCUAUGUUCUGACAAUGUCUUCCUUUUUUAGACCAAGCACAAUGACGUGGACAUUCUAGAAAGAUUUGUAGAUAAGACUUAAUUUUAGUUUUUUAAUAAUUGUCUGAGAGGAUCACUAGUGAGACAGAAGGAGAACCUGACAGUAUUUGAAUUGGGUUAUUUAUAUUAUUUGUAUAAUUUGUAAAUUAUAUGGCAUUUUAAAGACUUGAACAUAAUGGUAAUAAUAUACUAUUGACAAUGAAUUAUCUUGUGUUCUGAUUCCACAUGUUAUGUACUUUUAUCAGGUAGGCUGGGAUACUUCUGAUGUGCCUGUAGAGGUCAUUUGGCUAGAUAUAUGCCAAAAGAGAGAGACAUUUUAAAUGUAGUAGUGUCAGAGGUGGACACAGAAUGUAGAGGCCAAACAUGAAGUGAACAUAGUCUUCCUCUUGUUGGCUUUAUUGUAACAUUUAUGUUGUUUGGAUUAUGAAUUAUAACUUUCACUGAAUGCCAAAGACAAAGUUGAUGCAGAUAUGAAGCAACAAAGACAACUCCAUAAUGCAGAUCUCCAGUCUCCUGCGCUGGAGAUUUGCUGGUUCCUACAUUUUAAAAGGCAGAGCUUUAUUGUAUAUGGGAAAAAACACUUAAAACAUGUAAUUGCCUUGUAAAAUCACCAGGUUUACCGUCAUCCCUAGCGUAGUGCCCUGGAGUAGGUGGGUAGAGCAUUUGAAUGACUUACCCGUUUACAAGAAUGUGCUGAUUCUUGAAUUAGGAGCUAGAAGAGUCUGUUGAAAGACUACUACCACAACCUGCCUAUGGGUGGAUAUAGUAGCGUGCUCCAGAAUUAUUGCUUUUUAUUUGGGAUGUGCCUCCCAGUAAUAUAUUUGGUUUGUGAGAUGUGUGUGUCUAGGAUGCUGCAUACUUCACUAGCUCCUGUGUAUCAGCACAGUUUCAGACUCCCUUGUGUGUGUGCUUUACUGACUAUUUGCAGCCUAUGUGAGCUGUGCUGCUUGGGAGUCUUUGUCCCCUCUCCACACUCUGAUUGGUCAUUUACAACCCCCCCCCCCCCCCCCUCCAUUACUAUCUCUUCAAUUGAGAGAAGGGAGGGGGAAAGCAAAGACGAUAGUGAGAAACAGAGGCAGAGCUGUGACUGAUUACACACACUUAGAGUAAAAAAAAAUGGUAUUACAUUUUUAAUGAAGGCUUUAAAAGUUGUUUAAAUUGACACUGUUACCACAUACCUGUAUAGCAAUCCCAAUAAAUUGUUAGAUGUGUGCUUUUCUCCUGAGCAAAACGCCCCAAUUGGUGCUCGCAUUCCAGAUAAAUUAUUGCAUUUUCUGGUAUGCAAAUUAACUGCAAUGAAGGCAUCAACGUUGCACUGAAAGCCACGCCCCUCAUCAGCUUUGAGUGACGGCGGGCCAGGCAUCAGCGAUGUAAUCUCGCCUGGCCUUGUACUCUGGCACCUGCACAUUUGCCCCCUGGGAUUGGCGCACACAGAGUACAGGCCUGCCUGUGCCGAUUCCCAAGACAAUUGCACAGACGUGGAAGUACAGGGCCAGGCAAGAUUAAGACUGUCUUGCCCUGUCACUCAAAGCUGGGGGAGAGGGGUGGGCAUCAAGAAAAGGGCGUGGCUUUCAGUGCAAUUAAUUUGCAUAUUAGAAAAAGAAGAAUUUCUCCAGAAUGUGGUCACUAAUCUGAAUGGGAGAAAGAGCAUUUUACCAAACAGACCCGCACGGAUAUGUAGCAAAUCAUUUGGAGAGAUAUUCAGAUACGUGGUGACAGAUUCACUUUAAUUUUGCAUUUAGUAAGCAAGGACUAUUCAAAACAAUCAGUGCUUAUAUAGCCUAAUAACUAUAUAUCGCACUGCCAUAGGAUAAAUGAUCCUAUAGAUACUAGGAAAUAUAUAUAUAUAUAUAUAUAUAUAUAUAUAUAUACAUUUUAUUUGUCCAUAAUACAUUGUGGUUUAUAUUCAUGUGUGGCAUACAUGGCCUGGAUCAUCUUUCCAUUGCAAAACUGCUUUGAUACCUUGCUGGUAGAGAUAAUAAUGUGGGUCAUAGCGUGUGGAUUAUUAGAAUAUUUCCCAAAGCAUUCAUUUGAUUUUGCAGAAAGCAGUUAUUUUAUAUACAAUUUCAAUAAACUGUCAUACUGCA